Messenger RNA from Doryrhamphus excisus (bluestripe pipefish), 867 nucleotides. RefSeq names its product transmembrane protein 70 (gene tmem70). NCBI's taxonomy places the organism in Eukaryota, Metazoa, Chordata, Actinopteri, Syngnathiformes, Syngnathidae. Gene Ontology annotation, biological process: mitochondrial proton-transporting ATP synthase complex assembly. The record is from RefSeq and is a predicted model, not a curated record. Gene Ontology annotation, cellular component: mitochondrial membrane.
AGAAAAAGACUUCCGGAUUGUCCCAGUUGAGUUGCCGUUGCAUUUCCGCAGCUUCCAUUGCUUUGGAUGUCAAUACGUUUUGGAAAGUCAUUUAAAUAAAACAUGUUUUCUGUGAAUAGCCUGCGUAGAGCCCGCCUAUGUUUUAUUUCUAAAGCUGUCAGUCAAACACGCAUUGUUUUACCGGCAAAUGGAUGCACUCCGAUAAUGUCUGGAAAUCAGCUCCACGCCGUGAGAAGGACGCCGCUUCAUCCCAAACUAAAGAUGCAGUCUCACACUCCCACCUCUUGCCUCUCAACCACAUCUCGAUCUGAUGACGGGAGUCUGAUUUACACCGGCAGUCUGGGGAGUGCAGUCCGUGGGGUUAAAAUAUUCUCUUAUAGCACCAGCGGAGCCAGUCUCUUUCUCAUGCCGCAGAUCCUCUUCAAGACCGGACUCGGGGUCCAGAGCCUCGCCGUUCAGGUGGCUUUCUGCGGCGUUAUCGGCUUUUUCACUUUCCUCACCCCGGUGCUCCUUCACCUGAUUACCAAAGGCUACGUGAUCCGUCUGUACCACAACGCGGAUAGAGACGCUUACACCGCCAUCACCUACAGCGUCUUCCUCACCGAGCACAGGACGGUUUUCCAUCAGAAGCACGUCAGGAUACCAAGUGUCAGCAAGAUGUUCACUACCUUCUACGCCAAUGACACGGGGCUGCUGGUGAACCCUGACCUGUUCCCCCUCCCUCAGGACUACAACCACCUUAUGGGCUAUGAUAAGCCCUUUACCUUCAGCAUGGAGGACACUGACAGGAAGUGAUGGAUGGAUAGCAGCUACUUUUCAAACACGGCUUUUAUUGUAAAUAAAUAAGUAAAUAAAAGUGAUUGUGGA